AUGCUCAGUGUUGGCCCAAGCUCCAGCUGUGAUGUGUGCUUCGAAUCUUUCGACACCAACCUGAAAGCACCCACUUCAAUAACAUGCGGGCAUGUCUUCUGUAACCAGUGUGUCCUCCAAUUUCGGGCUGCACAAAACAAUACGUGUCCCAUGUGCCGGACUACCUAUGACUUCCGCUACUGCGCGAAACUUCACAUAGACGCUGAUAGCCUGGCUUCGGAGCAGCAGAAGGCGGGUUGUCCACCAGAGGAUUUGGCACUGGCCGCCAGGCUCCACCGGGCAAUUAGCGCCAUUGCAGACGAGGGUAUCUCUGAACAAGACCUCCGCCAAUUGAUCAUGGACGCCAAGGCUUUCCUGCAUACACAACCCCGUAACCUCCAUAAAGACCUUAGAAUCGCUUAUAGAAUGAUAUCAUUUCUCUGCGACACCAAGUCGGCGUUCCGCACCCAAACCAAGGAGGUACAUGCUUUGAAGAAGGAGGUGAAGCAGCUAGAGGAGUGCCGUGCGGAAAUUGAGAAAUUGCGGGCUGAAAAUGAGAAUUUGUCGCAGGAGGUUGCGAACUUGGAGAGUGAGCAGACGAGACUGCAGAAAGAGCUGGAUGAAUGUCAGUCUACCCGGACGAUGGAACGCGACACCGCAGAUGCCGUCGAAGAAAGCCUGAGAAGGCACAUUGAGCGCAUUCGCGCCGAUGCAGCAGCAGCCAGAGAUGCAUACCUUGGAUUGGUUAGGAUGGUUCGUGUCUGCUUUCUUGCCAUUCAGACUGAAUUUAAUCUCAUCAACAUAUACUUACCACAGAGCAACCGCCUUUCUACGCAAUAUGAAGAACUCAGAAAUCAGCUUUCUCAGAGAACCGUCAACGCUGGUCAAUACAGCGAGACAUACAAAUCGAGCAAUUAUGUUUAUUCUAACUCCUCGUCUGACCUCGUCAACCCUCUUUUGGACCGAAGAGCACUCCAAGGCGUUGCGAUGCAGGAUCCCAAAACACCAUACCUAAUAUCUCCUUUGCCAGAACUCACUACAGCCCUAUCUGACGUUCCACUUCCGGAGCUGGACGAGGACAACGAAGAAGAUGACGAAGAGGAAGAAGAGGAAGAGGAAGAUGGGCUGUCUACACCCGACAGCGACCACCCGAAUGAACGAGAAUUCCGUACCCAGUUACCUCCCUCAGCUGAGAUGGCGCAGCCACUACGGUCAGCCCUCAGGCCAAGCUACGAACCUUCGGGGUUGUCGCGGACAGCACCCAUUUCGGAAUACCAAGGUCGUGCCAGAUCGAGUUCCAACCCCAUCGAACACGUAUCACGGAGCCAUAGCCCCGCCGAAAGUAUUGUGAAUUCCACACCUCCAACCUCGCCCCCAGAAGAUGCGAACAGGACGAGGCAACACCAAUUCUCUGAUCAUCACCUGCACCCUACCUACAACUACUAUCAAGCCAGCCGAGGCCAGCCCAUACCAUACAGUCGGAACCAACGCACGGAGAGCGUUACCUCCUCGACGCCAUCAUCCUCAUCAUCGCCUUCUCAUCGUGUGCAAGAGGAGGAACAGCAGCAUACUUCACGUUUUCCAUCUCCCUCGCUAACGACCACGCCACAGCCGAAUGCAUACCAGUCGCGUUCCACUGCUGAGCAGCGUGCAGCUCCCGCGCAGCAGGACAACGUGUCCAGCCUCGCGCGUCUGCAGAGCAUUUUGACCGACACGCACAGUUCUAGUUACAGUACCAGUUCUAUCUCGGCGUCCAUGCCGGCUCUAAACUCUGGAAGACAUUUCCCUCCUUCUUUCAGCAUCAGCAAGGGCAUUGGUAGCAGCAGUAGCAGUAGCAGUAGCAGUACUGCGGUUCGUGAGGCUGCGGUUCAGCGUGAACAACGUCCAUCGCCACCUUUACGUACGGAUUCGUCUGCCUCGACUAGUUCAUACUCGAAGAUGUCUAAUCAGAACACCUACGCCAAGGCACAAUCUUCGACCAGCGACCAAUUCAGCCACCUCCUCGCGUCGCAUUACCAGUCCUCAUCGUCAUAUACACCCAUGCCCUCUACCUCUCCAAACACUCAGAAGAUGUCCACGGCCAGCGCGCAGGCACAGAAGCUUGAAGCGGAGAGGAGGGCGAGGAGGAUAGCUGAGGAAGAGGAGAGGGCUGAGCGACACAGAGCAGAACAGGAGCCACCACCACCACAAAAACUGUAUUCAGCUUCAUCAGCUGCUGCUGCCGCUGCUUCUGCUAGGAAAGAACAGCAACAACAGUACUAUUCUUCGUCGUCGUCGAAUAAUCGAAGUCUGCAGUCGAAUGGUCUGCCAGCUUCGAAUUCUUACUCGCGAAGCUAUGACCAGGGUAUAUUCUCAUAG
Psilocybe cubensis is the source of this 2337-nucleotide messenger RNA. RefSeq lists its product as uncharacterized. The transcript is spliced from 4 exons. Bases 1 to 2337 code for a protein of 778 amino acids. NCBI's taxonomy places the organism in Eukaryota, Fungi, Basidiomycota, Agaricomycetes, Agaricales, Agrocybaceae. The record is from RefSeq and is a predicted model, not a curated record.